AAGGCCCACCCGGGUGAGGCCCAAGUGUCGAUCGAUAGACUUUAGCUCGUGUCCGGACAAUCAAGCAAUAAAAUACUGUAAAACAGAAACGGCCCUUUCUCGAUUGUCUAUCAAUGGCUGCAAUUGUUAAUUCAACUCUUCUAUGGUUCUCAACGCUAAUCUCAGGCACAAAAAAUCCACUGAUCAGCUCCAUCGUCUGAAUCUUUCUCUCUCUUUCUCCUUCUGAUCUUAGCUUCACGUAGAACCCUAGAGAACUCCUCCGUUCUAUGCAAUCUUGAAUUCUCGGGGUUCUGCAAUCACAUACCAGUACAUGCGAUGGUGGUCUGCAAAUGCCGCAAGGCAACUAAAUUAUACUGUUUUGUGCACAAGGUUCCUGUCUGUGGAGAAUGCAUAUGUUUUCCGGAGCAUCAAAUCUGCGUGGUUCGUACCUACUCGGAAUGGGUAAUUGAUGGAGAGUAUGAUUGGCCUCCGAAAUGCUGCCUUUGUCAAGCUGUCCUUGAAGAGGGGAGUGAUUCUCAAACAACUCGAUUGGGUUGCUUGCAUGUUUUACACUCAAAUUGCCUGGUUUCACACAUCAAAGGGCUUCCCCUGCACACUGCACCUGCUGGAUAUGUGUGCCCUGCUUGUUCCACUCCUAUAUGGCCACCUAAAAGUGUCAAAGAUUCAGGUUCUCGUUUUCAUUCAAAGCUGAAGGAAGCAAUUAUGCAGACUGGAUUGGAAAAGAACCUGUUUGGAAAUCAUCCUGUUUCAUUGCCAGCAACAGAGUCUCAUGGUCCACCUCCCGCGUUUGCCUCAGACCCACUGGUGCAUCCUGCUGGAGGCAGAGAGUAUGGUGCAAGCUCAUCAUCCUUGGUAGCGAAAGAUGAAACAAACUUGAUUGAAGGGUACUCAGGUGCAAGUGGAGUAGGCCCUUCUGGACAUCCAAGCAUAGAUAUUGUGGAGAUGGAUGGUCCUAGCUCAGUGGGGAAUGAGCCCAGUUUCAUGAAAAGUGCUAGUCCUACUGGUCCAGGAGCUACAACACGGAAGACAGCAUACCAUCUUGACAAGCAAAACUCAGAGGUAUCAUAUUAUGCAGAUGAUGAAGAUGGGAAUAGGAAGAAAUACACUCGAAGGGGACCUUUCCGCCAUAAGUUUCUUAGGGCAUUGCUACCUUUCUGGUCUAGUGCAUUGCCAACUCUACCAGUGACUGCACCACCACGAAAGGAUGCAUCAAAUACAGAUGAUGUCCCGGAAGGCCGUUUGCGGCAUCAGAGAUCUUCAAGGAUGGAUCCAAGAAAAAUCCUUCUUAUCAUAGCAAUCAUGGCAUGCAUGGCCACCAUGGGUAUUCUGUAUUACAGACUUGCUCAGCGUGGUCUUGGUGAAGAGCUUCUUGAUGUUGAGCAGCAGUGAUUUGAUGUGCAAGGUUAUGAUGAAGCACAGUUGAUGGCAUAUUGUCCAUUCAUCAGCGUACUCUGGGCAGAAUCUCCUGGUUACUGGUUAGUGGUGUCUCUGCUGCUAUUUUUUUUUUUUUCUUUUCUUUUUUGUUUCACUGCAUGUGUGGACCAGUCGUUGGUUCUGGUUUUCAUUGAAACAUGAUUGUAAUCUUCUGUUGGUAUACAAAAUUUUUUAGUUCACUAUCUGAUGAGAGCAAAAUGUUCAUUGCACUUGUUUCUGUUUCAUUUUUGAAGUGGGAGAAUCAGGUUGAAGGCAAAAUUUUUUCUUUACUAUUACUUUGUAAUUAUAUAUUUCUGGUUAAUGAACCUGCAAAAACCAAAGUUGUGUACUAAUUUGAAUUCAGAAUAUCCAAUUAUGUUUCCUGAGCUUGCAGUGCUUCAAAA
This is a messenger RNA of Malania oleifera, 1817 nucleotides long. RefSeq lists its product as uncharacterized. The coding region runs from base 316 to 1389 and encodes 357 amino acids. The record is from RefSeq and is a predicted model, not a curated record. Gene Ontology annotation, cellular component: Golgi apparatus. The transcript has 9 exons. NCBI's taxonomy places the organism in Eukaryota, Viridiplantae, Streptophyta, Magnoliopsida, Santalales, Ximeniaceae.